Molecule: messenger RNA, 3036 nt
Organism: Oryza brachyantha (malo sina)
Lineage: Eukaryota; Viridiplantae; Streptophyta; Magnoliopsida; Poales; Poaceae
Exons: 10
Coding region: 141-2486 (781 amino acids)
Molecular function (GO): phosphoprotein phosphatase activity
Source: RefSeq, a predicted model, not a curated record
CCAUCCGACAGCACGCCGCCGCCGCCGCCGCCACCGCGCGCGGCUCUCCUCCUCUCCCUGACUCCGCUGCGUGGGGGAAGGGGUUGCGGCGUCCUGCUGCGUGCCGCGUGCCCCCGGCCUUCCUCCCCACCCAGCCGGAAAUGGACCGGACGCCGGGGAAGAGCAGCCCCUCCAAACGGCGGCGCGACGCCAGGGCGCCCGAGGCGGCGGCGGAGGUGAUCGAACGGGAGGCGCCCGUCGCUUCUGCUCCAGUGGAGGGGACACCAAAGGGGAAGAAAUCCAAGUCAAAGAAAGGAAAGAAGCAUAAGCAGCAGGAAUCCCCUUCUUCUGUAUCCGAUGCCAGUGCUAUUGUGACACAUAAAGAUUUGGCCAAUGAAUCUGGAAAUGGUUACACAAGUGGGGAAGGUGCUACCACAUCCACGGCGCCUGUGCUGGAGGCGCAGAAGGAGGUGGAUGAGCAGGAGGCUCCCAACAUUUCUGCUUCAGUGGAGGUGCAAGCGCAAAAGGGGAAGAAAUUAAAGGACAAGAAACGAAAGAAGCAUAAGCAGCAGGAAUCCUCUUCUGCUGUUAUGGCUGCUACAGAUUUGUUCAGUGAAUCUGGAAUUGGUUGUACGAGUGGGGAAGGUACCACCACCUCCAUGGCACCAGUGCAGGAGGCAGACGAGCAGCUGGCUCCCACUGUUUCUGCCUCAGUGGAGGCACAAGCGCAAAAGGGGAAGAAAUCAAAGGAGAAGAAACGGAAGAGGCAUAAGCAGCAGGAAUCUCAUUCUGAUGUAUCUGAUGUUAGUGCUAUUGUGACGGAUACAGAUUUGGUCAUUGAAUCUGGAAAUCGUUCCACAAGUGGGGAAGGUGCAUUACGAGAUGCUGAUGUUGUUCCGAGCCCCAGAAGUGAGCAUGAUCCAACGCCAGAAAUGGAUCGAAUGCCAGGGAAGAGCAAGGCCUCAAAACGACGGUGUGGCGCCACCACAUCCAUGCCUGUGGCGCUGGAGGCGGAGAAAGAGGUGGAUGAACAGGAGACUACCGUCACUUCUACUGCAGUGGAGAGGACACCAGAUGGUAAGAAAUCGAAGUCUAAGAAACACAAGAAGUAUAAGCAACAGCAAUCCCCUUCUGUGUCUGAUGCCAGUGCUGUUGUGAUGGACACAGAUUUGGCCAAUGAAUCUGGAGAUGGUUGCAGGAGUGGGGAAGCUGCAUUACAAGAUGUUGAUGUUGUCAGUUCCAGAAAUGGGCAAGAUCCAAAAUGUCCUGAGGUUAACAGUUCUGAGGAUUCAGUGGCAGGAAAGAAAGGGGAUACAGAUGAUAACUCCCAGCUCUGCAGCUCAUUGCACGAGAGUUAUGUAGAAAGAAGAAGGCGAAAGAAUAGAGAAAGGAAGAGGAGAAAGAAGGAAAAUGCCAAUAGGAGCAAUGUGCAGAAUCCUUCUUCACAACCUAGUGCCACUGAGGUUGGUUUGGUGACUACAGCUGAUGAGGAUAAUACUCCUGGCUCAAAAUGCAAGAAUCCUUCUUUGCUACCUGGUGCUGGUGAGGUUGGCUUGGUGAUGACAGCUGAUGGGAAUAAUACUCCAGGCUCUGAAUGCAAGAAAUCAAACAAGAAGAGGAAGAGAAAUCAAACAAUUGUUAGUGAGGCACCCUUGGUACAAAGGAUGGGUUUGGGUGAGACUGCUUCAGUUGGAAUGAUGGAUGAAGUUCAACCUAUCUUAUCUGAUAGCCGACAUGCAAGGAGUGAUAGGUCAGAUGUUUUGUCGAAUUUAGGUCAGAUGCACAAAGAGAAAUAUCGGGACAUCUACUCACCAAGAGGGUCGCUGAUAAGAUUUCAAAGGAAAAAACUUCUUAUUCUGGAUAUUAAUGGUUUGCUUGCGGAUAUCAAUCAGGACCACCACAAUGCCCACAUGUCAGAUGCAAAGGUUCGAGGAAAAUUAGUCUUCAGAAGACCGUACUGCAAUGAUUUUCUGAAAUUUUGCUUCCAGAAAUUUGAGUUAGGGAUAUGGUCGUCGAGAUUGAAAGCAAAUGUGGAUGCGGUUAUAAAUAUCAUUAUGGAGGAGGAUAUGAAAGAAUCCCUGUUAUUCUGUUGGGACUUGUCAAAAUGCACAGGCACUAAGUUUAAAACUCUUGAAAACAAAGAUAAACCAUUAGUAUUGAAGGAGCUAAAGAAACUGUGGAAUAAAGAGGAUCCUGAUCUUCCAUGGGAGCAAGGAGAGUUUUCACCUUCAAAUACAUUACUUGUAGAUGAUUCCCCUUACAAGGCUCUGGGCAAUCCGUCACACACUGCCAUUUUUCCUCAUCCGUACCGCUAUCUUGACAAGAAAGAUAAUUCAUUGGCACCUGGUGGAGAUCUUCGGGUGUAUCUGGAGAACCUUGCUGCUGCUGCUGAUGUUCAGUCCUACGUUCGGGAGCACCCAUUUGGUCAACCUUCCAUUACAAAGAGUCAUCAACAUUGGGGUUUCUAUGUGAAAGUACUUGAAAGUCUGGAGAAGCCCAUUGCCUGAUGGCCCCCCUUUCCUGUGUUCAGUUUGCUAAUGCAUUGAAGCCAUCGAGUGUUUGCAUGGGCAUGAAGUUUUGAUCCCUUUGGGUUCUGUCUGCUCACUUGACACAGCUACCUGUAGACGACUUUUGUACUAGUUGUGUAGAGCCUUAGACAAGGGUGCAAUUGCCCAGUUUUGAUAGUCCUAUGUUGUUUUGGCCCCUAUACCUGUUGACCUGUACUUCAGCCACACAUACACUGAUUCAAUCAUUCCCCUGCAUCUAGGAUAUCAGGGUUGCAAUUGUAAGCUCCCAUUGAGAGAUUUUGGUGAACUAUUUUGUGACUUGUAAGGAUAUUGCAAUUUUGCAAGCUGUAACCUUUCUCCCUCGCACAAAGUGCCGUAAUCGUGUAACUAUCAUUGAGCUCUCAUGUAACUCCAAUUCUGGCCAGGAACAGGACAAAUAUUGUCAUUGCGAAUGUGAUUGGUUUGUCCAAAGAAAUUGUACGUUGCUCUGAAUUCUGAAACGUCCAAUUCUGGGAGGCCUUUUCAGCAAUAUAUUGAGAGUGACCUUUUG